GAAAGAUUAUAUCAUUUUUACAAAAUUAUAUGAAAAUCGAUCACUAAAAACUUAUUCAAAUAUUACAAAAUUUUGUAACAAGAAAAUUUUCAAUUCAAACAUAAUACGCAUACCAUGCGCAAGACGCCAGAAUUUUCGUCCUCUCCCAGCCCCGUCUCCAAGCUUUCCCCUUAUAAGCACCCCCUCACCACUCUCUCUCUCUCUCUUUAAGCAAAGCCAAACGGUUUGAAACUCCGUGACAUUAGCAGCAUAGCUCUGCUCUGGUCUGCUCUUGGUUCUAAAUCUAAUUCAUGGCUUCCUCAGACUUCUUUCUCUGUUUCAUACUCUGUUUUACAGGUCUCUCUGUUUCAUUCUCAGAUAUUGUACUUUUACCUCUGACCCACUCCCUCUCCAAAACCCAAUUCAACAGUACCCACCAUCUCCUUAAAUCCACCUCUACCCGCUCCGCCACUCGUUUCCACGGCCACCACCAGCGUCGCCGCCAGGUCUGUCUCACACUCUCUCCUGGCAGCGACUACACGCUCUCCUUUACUGUGGGCUCCAACCCUCCCCAACCCAUCUCCCUAUACAUGGACACCGGCUCCGACCUUGUCUGGUUCCCCUGUUCCCCUCUCGAAUGCAUUCUCUGCGAAGGCAAGUACAACCCCUCCACCACCACUCCCCUGCCCAAAAUCCACAAGAACGCCACCGUUUCAUGCAAGUCCCCUGCUUGCUCUGCCGCGCACUCCUCCCUCUCCUCCUCCGACCUCUGCGCCAUUUCCCGCUGUCCUUUAGAAUCCAUUGAAACCUCUGAUUGCUCCUCCUUCAACUGCCCACCUUUCUACUAUGCCUAUGCAGAUGGAAGCUUAAUCGCUCGCCUUUACAAAGAUAGCUUGUCCGCUCCCACCCCAGUUCAUCCUUCUCUGCUUCUUCCAAAUUUCACUUUCGGGUGCGCCCACACGACCCUCGGUGAGCCCAUUGGGGUCGCUGGCUUCGGCCUUGGCUUACUUUCCUUGCCUGCCCAACUCGCCAGCUUCUUUCCUCAGCUGGGCAACCGGUUCUCCUACUGCCUGGUUUCUCACUCCUUCGACCAUGACCGAGUUCGCCUCCCGAGUCCACUUAUUCUCGGUCGCUACGGCAAGAAAGAAAAGGGCUUGGGAAAUGAUGGAGCUGGGUUUGUGUACACGUCCAUGCUGGAGAACCCGAAGCACCCCUACUACUGCGUCGGGCUGGAAGCAAUCUCCGUGGGAAAGAAGACUAUCCCAGCGCCGGAAACUUUGAAACGAGUCGACAGAAGGGGUAACGGUGGGGUGGUGGUGGACUCUGGGACCACUUUCACGAUGUUGCCGGAGAGUCUGUAUGACUCGGUGGUGACCGAGUUCGAACACCGGGUGGGGCGAAUGAACGAGCGGGCGAGUGAGGUGGAAGGCAAGACCGGGCUCGGGCCAUGUUAUUACUAUGAGGAGGUAGUGAUUGUGCCAGCCGUGGCAUUGCACUUUGUGGGGAAAGGAUCCAGUGUGGUGCUGCCCAGGAGAAAUUAUUUUUACGAGUUUUUGGACGGCGAUAAGAAGAGGAAGGUGGGGUGUUUGAUGUUGAUGAACGGUGGGGACGAGGAGGAGUUGAGUGGUGGGCCCGGAGCCACACUUGGGAACUAUCAGCAGCAGGGGUUCGAGGUGGUAUACGAUUUGGAGAUGAGGAGGGUCGGGUUCGCCAGGAGACACUGCGCAUCCCUUUGGGAUAGUCUGAACCGGAGCUAACGUGCGCCGACUUGACCUGGGAGGUUUGACCGGAGUCAGAGACAUCUCUAAAUGGGUCGGGUCACUUGGGAUGAUAUAUAAAAGUGGGUGGGUGGGUUUGGCACUUCACUUAAAUUGUAAAAUAAAUGAGAUGUAUUUAUAAAUAUUUAAAAAAAAAAAAUUGUUCAUGAGAAGAUGAGCAGUGAGCUACUUGAUGCUGCCUAGAAGCAAAGGAUGACGUGUGGAGAGCUAAAUAAAUAUUUGUAAAGUUUGAAAGUAAAAAUAUGAAAUUUGAUGCUAACUUU
Juglans regia (Persian walnut) is the source of this 2020-nucleotide messenger RNA. Its product is annotated as probable aspartyl protease At4g16563. Bases 291 to 1736 code for a protein of 481 amino acids. The record is from RefSeq and is a predicted model, not a curated record. Gene Ontology annotation, molecular function: aspartic-type endopeptidase activity. Gene Ontology annotation, cellular component: extracellular region. Gene Ontology annotation, biological process: proteolysis. The transcript has a single exon. NCBI's taxonomy places the organism in Eukaryota, Viridiplantae, Streptophyta, Magnoliopsida, Fagales, Juglandaceae.